Molecule: messenger RNA, 3700 nt
Organism: Strongylocentrotus purpuratus (purple sea urchin)
Lineage: Eukaryota; Metazoa; Echinodermata; Echinoidea; Camarodonta; Strongylocentrotidae
Product: fibronectin
Exons: 15
Coding region: 1-3522 (1173 amino acids)
Molecular function (GO): protein binding
Source: RefSeq, a predicted model, not a curated record
AUGGUAACCUUUAGGAAUGGACAAACAGGAGUCACGGGACUCCAGAUCGACAGCACCACUUCCUUCGGUUUUGAAAUCUCAUGGUCGGUGGUUGGAACCUGGGACUACUACGUCAUUACUGCCUCUCUAGAAUCUGGUGAGGAAGCCCCUGGAUAUCCUAUGAACACCACCUCAAUGUCUGCACAACUGAUCCAUCUGUACCCUGAUACAGCUUACGAUAUUCAGGUACUACCUAACCUGAACGAUGGAGAAGAAGGCCCAUGGGACUCUACAUCGGGCACAACUGAUGUCUCCCGCAUAGAGGUGACGGUAAGGAGCGAAACCUUUAUCAGUGUUGCUUACACCUUGCCCGAGGGCCAGCCGUCUUCCAAUCAGCAAAUAAGACUUGGUCAUUUCGGGAGUACAUUGCAGACUUUUGAUAAUCAGCCAGUAAAUAAUAUGGGGAGCAUCAUCUUCAAUUCAUUUCCCGCUGUCUCACCGGGAGAUCUACUGUACGCAUCAAAUGCUCCAUCGAGUGACUCAACCAACUACUUGAAUGAGAUCCACUUCAGAUAUCAUCCAAAUCCCCCCCAGAAUGUCAUGGUAAAUCCAUCGUCAUGCGAUGCUUUUGAAGUGACCUUCGACCUUCCAGCAACUGGUGGCAACUAUGACGGAUUUAAGAUCCGUGUCAACGACGGAGUGCGGGAUACUCUGAUGGGCAGUGCCAAGACAUUAGUGAUCAUCAACGGUUUGGCCCCAAGUACGCCGUAUACGUUUAAUGUGACGUCUUUUGUGGGUAUCGGCGGGGAUGAAGCAGAAAGCGAAAUCUUCAGUGACACCCGAAUUCUAGGUCAAUACGACAACAACGAGACCUACGUCUCCAGCACCAGCAACACCAAUCUUCAGGUCAACUGGCUGGAUGCUGCCACCAACGGUCAACAAGUGUGUCUGAAGGAACUCUGCAGCACCCUACGAGGUGACACGCCCAUGUGUCUCCCAACCAACCAGACGUGCCCGCUGUUCUACACCUUCGAGGGGCUGGUACCCGGCAGGAGAUAUGUGGUCUUCGUAGAAUACAACGACCGGACAAUGGAGGAUGUCAUUUUCACGCAAACAAAACCGAACCCUCCAGAGUCCCUCAGCGCUACUGCUCUUGGUUCCGAUGAGAUUAGAGUCCUCCUCUCCCCACCCCAGGGAGAGUUUGACGGUUACGAGCUCUCCUUCUCUCCUUCCACCGGCGGUCCCAUCUUGCUCGAACCAGACACGCGGGAGCAUCUCCUGGACAACCUCCAAAGUGAUACUACGUACAACAUCCAGGUGUUUGCUUAUAGUGGAGGCAAUGGACAACGGCUAGAGGGUGAUGUGAUCUCAACAACAGCCACUACUGACGAAGAAAUUCUGGUUGCUACGAACAUCCAGACCAAUCAGAUCAUCGUCUUGUGGUCAGCGGAGAUGCUUGAUGUCAACUCCUUCCAGACGUUCAGACUCUCGUAUUCCUCUUCGAUGGAGUCUGAUUCAAUCCUCAUCCCCAAAGACGCCUUGACUACCAGCAAUGAGUACGGCCAUUCAGUCACAGACCUAGUACCAGGAGAUCUUGUCACGUUCAACCUUGAGACUGUCACGUUAAGUGGCCAGGCUACUUUAGUAGACACCAUCGUCCGCCGAACAAAGCCUGAAAUGGUGUCAUAUUUUGAAGGACAGACCGAUUCAUCAACAAGCAUCCGGCUGCUGUGGAGGGCGCCAUCUGUUGGCCUGUAUCGGGGAUAUCUCGUAUCGUACUCGCCAGCCAACGGAGACCAGAGCUCGUCCAUAGAAUUAGGGCCGGAUGAAGAAGAAUUGACCAUCACUGGACUUCACUUUAACCGGGUGUUUGAUGUCAGUAUUAGGUCGAUCAUGGGGAAAGAAGGCACCUACGUUGAGAGUGACCCAGAAUCUGCCGAGGUUACAACAGGCUAUGGCAAAGAAAACGAGGUCAAUAUCUACGACCUAACUUCAACGUCUGUAUCCUUCACCUGGUGGGGGACUGGAUUGGUUGAAUCCCCCAUCGGACUCAUGCCCAUCGGAAGCUGCAUGGCGGAAGAACCACCUGAACAGGAUGUGCCUUUUUUUUUAGAGGCGACAUUUGACGACCUUAUGCCUGGUGCCAGAUAUGCUAUUUCCGGCAUUGGUGGAGAUAAUGUAGAGUUUAUAGCAUUGCCUGACCAAGUAAGCAACAUUGUCGUGAAAUUCAUCAACUCUAGUGCUGUCAGCUUUAGCUGGACGGCGCCCUCUGGCUGCUACGACCGAAUAGAGAUCAGUUACGCCCCCGACACCUGCACCAACCCGUCACCAAUUGUGCUCAAUCAGGAUGAAGGCAACGAGUACACUCUGACUCUUCUACAAGCCAACGAGGAAUAUCACUUGUCCUUUGUUACCCUUCAAAUGACAGCCAGGAGUGAACCCUACGUAGCCAGCGUACGCACAACAUGCCCUGAAAAGGAGAAACUCAAUGUGGGCUCUGUACAGGCAGACAGCAUUUCCCUCACCUGGGGAAACACUACCCAGGCCACUGCAACCGGUUUCACACUUGUGGCCACGCCCGAAUCUUCCACCCCCAUCAUCAGGGAGCUGGAUCUGUCUGUGUUAGAAUACACAUUCGAUGGAUUGAUGAGUGGAGUGGAGUACACUGUAGUGCUCUAUGUAAACGGCACCGCAAUCACUGAUACUGUCACACAGACUACGUGUCCAAGUGAAGCCCAGAAUGUGACUGUUAUCUUCUCUACCCAAACUUGCCUGACCUUCACUUGGCUUCCACCAGAGGGGAACUUUCACAGCUAUAAGGUUUUUGUCAGACAUGGCAAUCCUCCAGUGUUUGUCUUAGAGCGAACUGUUUAUCCAGAUGAUGAUCUGAAUGUGUUGGUAGAGAACCUCGAUGCCAGCACACUCUACACCAUCGGUGUCGUCACCGUUGUUGAUGGAUUUAAGGGGAAGCCCGCCCUCGCCACUCAGCGAACAACUGAUAAUCUUGUGAUGAUCUCAGCCGUGCCUGGUGAUAACCAGGCUGUGACAGUCUCUUGGCAGAGACCUGAUGACGCUGACUACGUCAACCUGGUUUACAUUCCGGAUAUCGGCAACCUGACCAAUAGUGAUCUGACCAACCUCACUGACCUCUCGGUGACCAUCCGUAGCCUGACCCCUGGCAAGAGAUAUGUCUUUAUUCUGUAUGUUCAUGGCAUGGACGGACAAAGCGCUUUGCUAGCGCAGACUUCAUAUUCUCUCAGACCAUUGAGCCCAGUACCUUAUAAAGGAAGAACUUCUGCAACUACUUCUACAGCGGGCGUUAUCCUACGAAAAGGAGUGUAUGAAACGUACAAGAUUACUAUAAGUCCAUCAGGCAGAACUUUCCAGGGUGACAGAGCAAGAAUCAUCAAUCGGGACAUAACAGGGCUUGAACCCGACACAGAGUACACGGCCACUGUCACUUUCAAGACCGGUGAUGAAGAAGCAGAAGCAGACUAUCAAUUUCAAACAGGCAUGCAUCUUGUUAAGAACUUUUUCUUCUAAUAUACUGGGAAGUCCAACCUGAUAAAAAGUUGGUUUCAAUAGAAGCAGAAAACCGAGAGGAACACUUCCCCUUUAAAGCUCAUGCACGGUUUUAGUGAGCUCUCAAACUUUUUGUCAGAUAUCUUUAAUUUUAGAUGAUAAAUAGGAAGAUAAUGGCUUUAAUAAGCUGCUGUCAUUU